Topomyia yanbarensis is the source of this 795-nucleotide messenger RNA. RefSeq lists its product as uncharacterized. The record is from RefSeq and is a predicted model, not a curated record. The transcript has a single exon. NCBI's taxonomy places the organism in Eukaryota, Metazoa, Arthropoda, Insecta, Diptera, Culicidae. Bases 1 to 795 code for a protein of 264 amino acids.
AUGCAGUAUCUGUUGUCCUACUUGGAUAGCGAGGCGAAAAAAAUGGUCAGUUCGUUUCCUAGUGACGCCAAUUAUAAGGAAGCCUGGGAAACAUUGGAAGCACAUUAUAAUAAGAAGAAGUAUACGGUGUUUGCUCUGGUUCGAGAGUUCAUCGAUCAACCAUCAACGUCAACUGCACUCGGAUUAAAAAAGCUGGUGGCCACCUCCGACGAUGUGAUACGACAGCUCAAGGCUCUUGGAAACGAAUUCGAAUCGAGAGAUCCGUGGCUUAUUCACUUAUUGCUAGAGAAAGUUGACAAGGAAACUCGGUCUUUGUGGGCACAGAAGAUAAUUGAUGUCGAUAACCCAACGUUCACAGACUUCUUGGAGUUCCUGCAGAAGCGCUGCGAUGCGCUCGAGACGUGCACAGCCUUCACGAAGCCGACUAGCCAAGGAGACGUCGUAAAAAAGGAAUACCCUAAGGCACACGGUGGUGAAAAGGUGCAAUCCUUCCUCACCAGUGAUUCAUCACCAACGUGCGCUAAAUGUUCGAAGGAUCAUCCAAUCUAUCACUGUGACCGGUUCAAACAAAUGGAUGUAUCAGCCCGCAGAGAGUUAGCACAAACAUCAAGACUGUGCUUCAACUGUUUGCGCUCCUCCCACAUAGCAAAGAGGUGCCAGUCAAAGUCUGUUUGUCGCUCUACUGAUUGCAAGCAACGUCAUCACACCUUGUUGUGCACACAGGAUGUAAAAAAGGCGGAAAGGAACCAGAACAGCAUCAACCCAAUCGGGAUACUGGUACACUACCAGCAGUAG